CGAGACAGAAGCAAGUAGUGUGUUGUGAUCUGCGAAUGUGAUUGAACGUACCUCUAUUCGAGGAAAGGAAUACUCGCAAAUGACCUUACCUGUUAACGCUGCAGAUAAUUUUGAGUAAUCAAAUCCUGGAAUCGAUUUCAAUGUGAUCCUAUCGGAGUGUAUGAAAUCGCCAGUCUUUCUACUCCGAAGCCUGUAUUACUCUACGCUGUCUUCAAGAUGCAUUGGCGGCCAGCGUUCCUUGCAAUGUGGGUAGGUCUAGGCAUACUACAGUGUUCUACGCAAUUGCAAGAAGAGGGUUUAGUUCUAAAAGGAAGACUGUGCUGUGAGGAAAGCAAAAUUCUCACUGACAAUGGCUGCGUGCCUGGUGCCAACAAAGCCACUUUCUCCCCGCCAAUCUCCGCAAAUAUGUCUCAAAUUAAAAAAGUCUCGUGGUCUCUCGAGCCGUUAAUAUGUUCCAGAGGAUACUACGUCAACCACCUUCUUCUGGAUGGACGGAACAAUACGCUAGAUGUAGAGGAGGGAGAGAUUUACCUGAGAUGGUUGGAGGUCCUAGCCUUCAAAAGCAGCUCUGACUACUGCGUGGGGCCCACUGCGGACGGCGGCUACGCGGCUCGGACUUGCCACCCUAAUGUCGACAAGAUCUGCACGAGGGAAGCGUGUGUCCAGAAGUGCUGUGGCGACGGAGAGGCUGUGGAGCUGGCAUCGAAGAGCUGCAUAAAACGGAAUAACAGCGGAUUUUCUCCCGAAUUUCGUACGCUCCAUGGAAGUCCAAUCCCAAGACCCACGAAUAUAUUGGUGAUCGAGAAGAUGCCCGUUUGCGGAUUCUUGGUUCUCCUCAACCCCCGCACCAAACCGGAACAGGAGUUCUACCUGCUCCCGAGUGGGACUUUGUAUGAACCGUACAACAGCGCAGAAUUCGUGCCGGGCAGAUAUUGUCUGGAAUACUUCGUGGAACUGUCAGCCGACGUCGCCUUCGUAUGUCGGGAACCUCUAAGUAAGGCCUUAGUAGUCAAGAACCAGUUGCAGGCGGCCGGGUUGGUGGUGUCAUGUGUGUUCCUGUCGGUGACCAUCGUGUGCCACCUCGCCAUCAAACAGCUGUGCGACAUCCAAGGCCUCUGCCUCCUGUGCCACAUGGUGUCGCUGCUGAUCUCUGACGCUGUCCUCUUCACGGGGUCUCAGUUCUCCAAAAUAAUUAGCAAGUCCCACUGCGUCUUUAAUGCUUUUCUCCUACAGUAUUCAUUUCUCGCGACGUUCUUUUGGCUCAAUGUCAUGUGCUUUGAUGUAUGGCGCGUCAUUAAAGCGACCGUGGAGCUGGUGCCACUGCGGGGUAUCUUAGCCAAUGACGCCAAGAAGUUCAAGCUGUACUGCGCGUAUGCUUGGGGCGUCCCUCUGGCCGUGACGCUGGUGACCAUCGUGAUGCAUUUCCUGCCCGACGAGAAGGUUUCGGACGCGGUCCUUCGGCCGGGCUUUGGCGUGGAGUCUUGCUGGUUCAGUGGCGAUUAUGAACUUCUGAGUUACUUCUACGGGCUGAUCGGUCUGCUGUUUCUCCUGAACCUGAUUCUCCUCGGCCACACACUCGCGAUGCUGUUCCAGGCCGGCGGCGCCUUCACCCAGUGCUGUUCUCGGAACACCAAUUCACUCACAGCCUUCAACCGGAGUCACCUCGAUGCCUUCUGGCAGCGGUUUAGCCUCUUUUGUUUGAUGGCGCUCUGUUGGGUCACGGAAAUUCUUUCCUGGAAAAUUUAUCCUCUGGAAAUGUGGAUCCCGACAGACGUCAUCAACUCCCUGCAAGGCUUCAUCGUGUUCGUGAUCUUCAUGAGGAGCCGGAAGAAGCGCGAGAUCGUGAGACAGUCGUGGGAGGGCACCGUGUCCACCGUUUCCCAGGCAGUGAGGAAAAUCUACCGCACGGACGAACCCAGCGUCGUGUUAUACGGGAGCAACAGCCAGGAGUGCACUAGGAACCCCGACGGCUCGUCCUCGGGCAACAGCAACCUCACCGAGGAAAUGACUCUCGGCCCAGGGGUCGCCAACGGGGAGGCUUCACAGGCGGGGGAGACCAACCCAGGCUUCGAGAACGCGGAUUAAAGAGAGAGGAUGUGAGGAUGUUAUCAGAAUUCAUCUUCUGAUAUGAGUGAAUGUGUUGUUGGAUACAGAAAUUAGGUUACCCGCUAGGUGAAAAAAGUGCAAAUAGUUAAAAUUAUAAAGUCUAGUAAUGUUUAUAUCCUUACUCGCUACAAGUAGAAUUAACUUAAAAUGCGGCACAUAUCUUACAAAACAUCUUUGGUAUAUAUUAGCAAAGUAUGUACGUACACGUGUAUAUAUUAUAUACACGUUUACACAUAUACACAUAUAUACAUAUAUGACUUCAUAUAU
Penaeus indicus is the source of this 2373-nucleotide messenger RNA. Its product is annotated as probable G-protein coupled receptor Mth-like 2. Gene Ontology annotation, molecular function: G protein-coupled receptor activity. Gene Ontology annotation, cellular component: membrane. Lineage: Eukaryota; Metazoa; Arthropoda; Malacostraca; Decapoda; Penaeidae. Gene Ontology annotation, biological process: cell surface receptor signaling pathway; G protein-coupled receptor signaling pathway. The coding region runs from base 217 to 2085 and encodes 622 amino acids. The transcript has 9 exons. The record is from RefSeq and is a predicted model, not a curated record.